CUCGGAUCAGGUUUUGGACCUGGCCGGUAGUACUACUGUAAGCAAUGGCCGUCGAGCGGCGAGCUCAUUCCGCUUUCGUCUCUUACACGCACAGGCGUUGCCAAGACACUUCUGACCCCGAAUAAAAAGGAGGAACCAUGCGCGCGACUCGAGUCAUGCUUUUGAUCCUGCUAGUGCUGCUUGCGAGCUCCAUCCCAAUUGCAACUACUGCGACGUUCGGCGAGAUUAAUGCUGUGGCAACUUCCUCUGACCACGAGCGCGUCAUCGAAUACCACCGCUACCUCAGAAUCAGUAAAGUAACCAAGUUGAAAAUGAAUGGCGAGGAAAGAGUUGGUGCCGCAACUCCCCAGUUUAGCCAGUUGUGGAGAGGAUUUUUGUAUCAGCUGCCAGCAGCCUUCAAAAACAAUCCUGUGACCAAGUUGCUGAAAUGGUUUGUACGCUUGAUAGGCAAAGGAAUAGUGAAGUUGCGCCGGAUGGUAAUGAUUAAGGCUCACAGCAGCAACCCUGGCACAGCGUAAAUAUUAGGAUGGAGCUAACCAAAAACAAAAUCAGUUCUCGAG
Messenger RNA from Phytophthora nicotianae INRA-310, 560 nucleotides. RefSeq lists its product as hypothetical. The record is from RefSeq and is a predicted model, not a curated record. Bases 138 to 518 code for a protein of 126 amino acids. The transcript has a single exon. Lineage: Eukaryota; Oomycota; Peronosporomycetes; Peronosporales; Peronosporaceae.